This is a messenger RNA of Coregonus clupeaformis (lake whitefish), 1431 nucleotides long. Its product is annotated as GTPase IMAP family member 9-like. Lineage: Eukaryota; Metazoa; Chordata; Actinopteri; Salmoniformes; Salmonidae. Gene Ontology annotation, molecular function: GTP binding. Bases 89 to 1225 code for a protein of 378 amino acids. The record is from RefSeq and is a predicted model, not a curated record. The transcript is spliced from 2 exons.
ACUACUACUACUACUACUACUACUACUACUACUACUACUAGCAGUAGUCUCACACAGCGUUUGAGACUGACAGAUCUUCACUCCAAACAUGAACAGCAAAGUUUCUCAUUCUGGACUCCAAACGCUGACACAAAAGGAGGAGGUCCGGAUUGUUCUGGUCGGGAAGACUGGAGCAGGGAAAAGUGCAGCAGGAAACACCAUUGUGGGGAGAAAAGCUUUCCGAUCAAAGUUUUCCUCUCUUUCUCUGACAAAAGAUUGUAAAAAGACUAAAGGGAAGGUGGAUGAGCAAAGUGUAGCUGUUAUCGACACCCCAGGUUUGUUUGAUACUACAUUGUCCAAUGAGGAGGGACUGAGAAAGAUCGCUCUGUGCAUGUGUCUCUCUGCUCCUGGUCCCCAUGUGUUCCUGUUUGUGAUCAAGCCGGGAAAAUUCACUGAAGAAGAGCAGAAAACUGUGGAGAUGAUUCAGAAAUUAUUUGGUGAUGAAGCAUUGAAAUACACCAUGAUUCUCUUCACAUAUGGAGACGUUCUUGAUGAUGAAGAUGUAACAAUUGAAGAAUACGUGCUUGAAAAUCCAGGUCUGGAAAGUUUACUUUCUCAAUGCAAUGGGGGAUAUCAUGUCUUUAACAACAAAGAUAAGAAUCGCUCCCAGGUCACUGAGCUGCUUGAGAAGAUAAACAAUAUGGUCAUGAUGAAUGGAGGAAGCCAUUACACCACUAAGAUGUUCCAGAAGGCUGAGAGAGAGAUUGAAGAGGAGAAGAACAGGAUCCUGAGAGAGGAAGAGGAGAACAUACGCAGAGAGGAGGAGAAACUGAAGGAAGAAAAAAUGGAGCAAGAGGCUCGGGAGAAAAAGCUUAAAGAGGAGAAUGAGAGGAUCCUGAGACAGAAUGAAGUGCAGAAACUCAGACAUGAGGAGCAACUGAAGAAAAUGGAACAAAAGGCUCAGGAGGAAGCUAUUAAAGAGGAGAAGAAGAGGAUCCAGAGAGAGAAGGAAGAGCAGAAACUCAGGGAGGAGGACCUGAAGAAACUGAACAUGGAAAAAGAGGCUAAGGAGAAAGAAAUAAAGGAGUUGAGGGAAAAAUAUGAAAGGGAGGCUAGAGAGAAAGCUGAAAAAAGUAACAGCUUUCUAGAUGGAUGUGUUGCAGUAUUGGAGAAAGUGGGGGAAGCGAUUGUAGACGUGGGGAGGAAAGUAGGAAAAGCUGUUGAAGAUACCUGCAGUAUACAAUGAAAAUCAGAAACCUUUCUGUUCUAGAGUCCAAAGCUAAGUCAUAUUGAAUUGAAUUGUAAUUAUAAUUUAAUUGUAUUGCAUUGCAUUGAAUACAGCCAUAUACAGCUUACACUGUUGUCAUUCUAAUGUUAUUGUCUAUAACUGUAGACCCAUUGACUUCUAUAGACGUAUAUUAUAUAGCUUACAUAAAGCUCUAUGACAUUUAA